Molecule: messenger RNA, 516 nt
Organism: Capsicum annuum
Lineage: Eukaryota; Viridiplantae; Streptophyta; Magnoliopsida; Solanales; Solanaceae
Exons: 3
Coding region: 1-516 (171 amino acids)
Biological process (GO): chromatin remodeling
Cellular component (GO): nucleus
Source: RefSeq, a predicted model, not a curated record
AUGGAUGGGUACAAGCUAUGGUACUCAGGGAGUAAGAGGCAUAGGAAUGGAGUAGGCAUCCUAAAGGAUGAGGAGAUUAGAAGGAAUGUGGUGGAGGUCAAGAGGGCCAGUGAUAGGCUGAUGACAAUUAAGUUGGUCAUUGCGGGGUUUAUGUUGAAUGUGUUUAGUAUUUAUGUGCUGCAGAUUGUCAUAGCAAGGGACUUCAAUGGGAACAUUGGGGUUUUACUGGGAGGCUAUGAUGAUGUGCAUGGAGUUUUUGGUUUCGGUUGUAGGAAUGGACAGGAAGCUGCUCUGUUGGAUUUUCCAAGGGCCUUUAGGUGGGAUGUGGAUGAUAUGUGGGAUAGGGCUACCAGCUACAUCAAGGAGACUGCUAGAAAGGUAUUAUUUGUUUUGAGGGGUCGGGCAGGACAGCAUCAGUGGGACUGGUGGUGGAAUGAAGAAGUUAAGAAGAAAGUAGAGAUUAAGAAGGGAGAGUAUAUUAGGUUGAUUGAGAGUAAAGAUGAAGAAAAGAAAUAG